Messenger RNA from Moneuplotes crassus, 1159 nucleotides. NCBI's taxonomy places the organism in Eukaryota, Ciliophora, Spirotrichea, Euplotida, Euplotidae. The record is from the annotation of a GenBank genome assembly.
AUGAGAUAUAAGCAUAUUUUUGCUUACAUAAUAAUCCUUUUCUUACUCUAUGGAUUAAUCUGGUUCAUUGCAUCUUCAAGUUCAAACGAAGAGGGAAACAUUUACCCAAUGCAGUAUAUUCUAGAGCAAGAUUUAUUGUUUAUUAUGUUUUCUCUCCUUCCAAUCUUGACUAUUUUACCCACUAAUGAAAGAAAUAUGGUUUUUAUUGUGCAUAUUAUUAUGAUCUUCUUACAUUCAAUGGUUGGUCUCUACAUGUUAGUCUUCGACAGAGCUUCACUGGAGAUGAAGUAUUAUAUCGGUGUGCUAAUUCUGACAUGAGUAGGCUUCCUCUUUGUAACCUUACUGGGAAUAACACUGUACGCUGGAGGUUUUGGAAAUGAUUUCUCAAUGCUAUUUGAAGGCAAUGAUGAUACCAUUAUAUUGGGUCAUCAGAUCCCAAUACAACAACAGCAACAUCAUAAUGCAAUGGAUAGUAACUUUGUUGAUGCUUUUAACAAGAUAAAGACUAUUAUAUAUGAACCCUACAUGGUGUUGAAAUAACAAGACUUGCCCUAUCUGUCUCAUUGAAUAUGAAGAAAAAGAGGUCAUCAAGAUAAUGCCAGCAUGUUACCAUACCUUUCAUAUCUCAUGAAUAGAGAGCUGGUUUCGAAAUAACUUAAGCUGCCCAUUUUGUAGACAAGAGAUCACUCGAGAUGGAAUUGAUACCAUGGAUCAUCACCGGCAUAGCUCUAUUAUGAAGAAGGUACUUAGUUCUCUACCAGGAAGUAUGAGGAUUCAGACAAGCGAUGAAGAAAAAUGAAAAGAGAACUCAAAAGAAAACCCAUCCAGAAAUCUAGAAACUAUCAAGGAGCAACUUUCUAACUGAGCAAGCUUUGGUCAGCUGACAGGCUCUGGUACCAGCUCAAGAAAGAUGCUACACACUCAAUCACAUAUUUGAAUGACCAAUCAAACUGAUAUGGAAGCUAUUGAAGAAGUAAAAGAUUCUGUCGGAUUCAAUUCGUGAUGACCAGAUCCCGAAAUCUUUGCAGAAAACCUCAAGGAUUCUUAUGGAGGAAAUCCUCAGAAUGAUGGCAUCAGUUCCAAACGUAUCCACAUGUCCCUCAAGAAUCAAUUGAAAAAUACAGAGUUGUAGGAAUUUGGUCUUUCAAUUUUUUAUCUA